This is a messenger RNA of Peromyscus californicus insignis, 1290 nucleotides long. It is a transcript of the gene Cplane2, whose product is annotated as ciliogenesis and planar polarity effector complex subunit 2. The record is from RefSeq and is a predicted model, not a curated record. The coding region runs from base 172 to 948 and encodes 258 amino acids. NCBI's taxonomy places the organism in Eukaryota, Metazoa, Chordata, Mammalia, Rodentia, Cricetidae. Gene Ontology annotation, molecular function: GTP binding; GTPase activity. The transcript is spliced from 6 exons.
CAUUCUGCACAUGCGCUUCGCGGCUGCGCCUAGGCCUGGCGGAAGCAGGCUCUGCGGGCAGGGCAAGAACACAGGGCGGGCUUUUAAAGGGAUAAUCCUUCCUCCUGCCAGCCUGCUUGCACGGACUGUGAGUAUUCUGCUACAUCCUAACCUCAACCUACAGCUUCAACCAUGGCCAGACCUCCCGUGCACGGUUCGGUGAUUGUCCCAGACUGGCAUGAGACCGUCGAGGGCAAGGAGUACUUAGCCUGCAUCCUGCGCAAGAAUCGCCGGCGGGAAUUUGGGUUGCUUGAACGGCCAGUGCUACCCCCUUCAGUGGCCAUUGAUACUGCCAGCUACAAGAUCUUUGUGUCCGGGAAGAGUGGUGUGGGCAAGACCGCACUGGUGGCGAAGCUGGCCGGCCUGGAAGUGCCUGUAGUGCACCACGAGACCACUGGUAUUCAGACCACUGUGGUGUUUUGGCCAGCCAAGCUAAAGGCCAGUGACCGUGUGGUCAUGUUCCGCUUCGAGUUCUGGGACUGUGGGGAGUCCGCCCUCAAGAAGUUUGAUCACAUGCUGCCGGCUUGCAAGGAGAAUGCAGAUGCCUUCCUGUUCCUCUUUUCUUUCACUGACCGCGCCUCCUUCGAAGACCUUCCUGGGCAGUUGACCCGCGUAGCCAGCGAAGCUCCUGGGGUCGUUAAGAUGGUUAUUGGCUCCAAGUUUGACCAGUACAUGCACACAGACGUGCCAGAGCGAGACCUCACAGCCUUCCGGCAAGCCUGGGAACUGCCCUUGUUACGGGUGAAGAGUGUACCAGGGCGGCGGCUGGCAGAUGGGCGUACACUGGACGGGCGGGCUGGGCUGGCUGACACUGCUCAUGUGCUCAAUGGCCUUGCAGAACAGUUGUGGCACCAGGACCAGGUGGCAGCCGGCCUGCUCCCCAGCUCCCCAGAGAAUGCUCCUGGCUGAAGGGUAAUGGCAUCCCGAGUAGGGACAGAGACUGAUGAUCCCCACUCCCAUAUCUUGAGUGACCCAGGACAGAUGGUGGGACCUAGGGCCCAAGGCUGAUGCAAGAACACAGUCCUCAGGACUGGCUGGGGAGGGCCCUCACCUGGCCCUCAUCUGGACACAAGGCUCCAGAGCCGAAAGGUCUCCCAGUCCCACUGCCCCUCACCCUUCUGCAGCAUCCACCGAGGGUAUGGUGGUGGUGGGAGCACCUCAGAAGGACCCUGGACCUCUCUUGACUUCGACCAGGAGCAUUACUGGUUGAAGUAACACCAUUUGAUCCAACAGAUAAACUCUGAGAUCUCA